AUGCCUAAGUCCCAGUCCAAUCUUACUGGCUCCGAUAAGCCUAACACGGUCGCAUACGGCAAAUGGGACUCCUUUUCUUGGGAGCCCUUCCCUGAAUGGGAGGGCACCAAGGCUAUUAUGUUCCGCUCAUCGGAUGGCAAGCGAGUUGCUGGUGCUUUCCGCGAGUCUGCAACCGCCAGCAUGACAUACACCUGUGACGAGUUCACAUACGUCACGGCGGGAUGGAUCAAAGCCCAUGUUCAUGGUGGCGAUACAUUCACCCUCAAGGUGGGAGACUGUGUCUACUUUACCAAGGGUCAGACGGUGGACUUUGAGUGCAGCAAGGACUAUGCCAAUGUCUCUGCGUUCUUUGGUACUGAGCCUGUUACUAUCGUUUGA
Penicillium vulpinum is the source of this 378-nucleotide messenger RNA. RefSeq lists its product as uncharacterized. The record is from RefSeq and is a predicted model, not a curated record. The transcript has a single exon. The coding region runs from base 1 to 378 and encodes 125 amino acids. Lineage: Eukaryota; Fungi; Ascomycota; Eurotiomycetes; Eurotiales; Aspergillaceae.